CCGGGUACGGACGCCUUUAGGCCCAGAACUGGCGAGUGCGAAGCUGGGGCCGCCGGAGUCCAGCCCGGAACGGCGUUUGCCGGGGCCCCGGCGGAAGCCGGAACGUGUGGUGGAGCGGACCGCGGGAACCCGGAAACGCCAGGGCGGCACUGAGGUGGCGGCGGGAGCUGGCGGCGCAGCGGCUCGGCGGGCGCAGCGGACCCGGAGGGCUCAGCAGCCCCGGGCGCCCGGUCUUGCUGCCGAGCCGCGGCCCCCGGCCCGGGCAGCUGGCAGAGCCGUGGGGACGGCAAAUGAAGAUAAAACAAUGUCUGCCAACCUGAAAUAUCUCUCGUUGGGAAUUUUGGUCUUUCAGACUACCAGUUUGGUUCUAACCAUGCGUUAUUCUAGGACUUUGAAAGAGGAAGGACCUCGUUAUCUAUCUUCUACAGCAGUGGUUGUUGCUGAACUUUUGAAGAUAAUGGCCUGCAUCUUUUUAGUCUACAAAGACAGUAAAUGUAGUCUGAGAGCACUGAAUCGAGUUCUGCAUGAUGAAAUUCUUAAUAAACCUAUGGAAACACUUAAACUUGCUAUUCCAUCAGGGAUAUAUACUCUCCAGAAUAAUUUGCUGUAUGUGGCAUUGUCAAAUCUAGAUGCAGCUACUUAUCAGGUUACAUAUCAGUUGAAAAUUCUUACAACGGCAUUAUUUUCUGUGUCUAUGCUUAGUAAAAAACUAGGUGUGUACCAGUGGCUCUCCUUGGUAAUUUUGAUGACUGGAGUUGCUUUUGUACAGUGGCCUUCAGAUUCUCAAGAGCUUGAUUCUAAGGAACUUUCAGCUGGCUCUCAAUUUGUAGGCCUCAUGGCAGUUCUCACAGCUUGUUUUUCAAGUGGCUUUGCUGGAGUUUAUUUUGAGAAAAUCUUAAAAGAAACAAAACAAUCUGUAUGGAUAAGAAACAUUCAGCUUGGUUUCUUUGGGAGCAUAUUUGGAUUAAUGGGUGUGUAUGUUUAUGAUGGAGAAUUGGUAUCAAAGAAUGGAUUUUUUCAGGGAUAUAACCAGCUGACAUGGAUCGUUGUUGUUCUUCAGGCACUUGGAGGCCUUGUAAUAGCUGCUGUUAUUAAGUAUGCAGAUAAUAUUUUAAAAGGAUUUGCAACUUCUUUAUCCAUAAUAUUAUCAACACUGAUAUCCUAUUUUUGGCUACAAGAUUUUGUGCCAACCAGUGUCUUUUUCCUUGGAGCCAUCCUUGUGAUAACAGCUACCUUCUUAUAUGGUUAUGAUCCCAAACCUGCAGGAAAUCCCAUUAAAGCGUAGGUGUAUACUAUCUUUAACUGGUUUUUCACAGUGGUGCGCUAGGAGUUUCAACAUUAAUCUUGCACAGAGGACUUCUACAGAUUCUGUGAAGAUAUUUCUACAGAUUCAUCAUGCAAAUUCUGAAUCUGACCAUCUUGUUCAAAUGGUUUGAAAAUCCACAGGCAUAAGGAUAAAAUAUGUGUACUGUACAUGUAACAAAACAUUACAUGUAGAAAUUGAAACUUGAAAGUCUUUCCCAGGGUUAGAAUCAGAACAAGGAUGGGGAGGAAACAUGACAGCUCAGUUUAAAGAGUUUACCUUUCUGAUUGCUGCAGAUGUUCAAUGCACUCUUUCUUUGCCAGAGCACAUAAAAGUCAAACAGUCGUUUUUGCAAAUCAGUUCUACUUACUAAAAUUUUUUAUUACUCCUCUGUACAGAUAAAUCAAAUCUCAUAGAGUAUUCAGAGUUUGGAAAUUAUACUUACCUAUAAGGCUGAAAUAGAAAUAUGAUUUGAAAAACAUUUUCAUGUAUCUGAUAUUUUUAUAUUUAUACAAAAGGUUAUUGAACAAAGGACUAAUAAAUAUUUGUUCAGUUUGUAUAAAAUUUGAUGAAUAUUGGGUCAAAUUCAUCAGAGAAUAAAAUUCAUAUGUAAAUUUAGUAUAGGGAGACAUCUAUAUGUAUACUUAUAUGUAUACAUAUACAUAUGUGUAUUUAUAUACAUAUAUAUGUAUGUAUAUCUUCAGACUCUUCAGGGCUUUGAGACAGCUGAAAGCAAUCCAGUUGGUCCUGUGCUAGAUAAUAGCUAGUGACUUUGACACUAAGGGAGUUAUAUCCCUAACCCCCCCAAUGACAGUUCUUCACUCCAAAUUAGUUAAGUCCUUAAUACUACUUUAAAUGUAUGUAUAAUUGCCAAUAAAGUUAAAAGAUAUCAUUUAAAUAAACUAGUUGGGGGCAGAGAAAGAGAAGACAGAGUAGCUUUCUACAGAUCUCCCUCUGAGGACAAUGUUGAACUAUUGUGCAUAUACCGUAUAUAAUUAGAAAGUGUUCUGGUGAAUAUUUGUUGAUUUGCAGAAACUUCCUUUAAUAUACAACUGUUGAAAAAAUAAUAAAAAAGAUAGUAGUAUACAUUUCAAAGACCAAAAUUACUUUCUUAGACAUUCCCUAUUGCCAAAGUACAUUAUUUUAAGUGGCAUUGUAACUUUUAGUUCAAGCUGGCCAGAAUUUUUUAGGUCUCUUGUAGCAACUGUCUCCAGGAAUCCUGUCAUUUGACCACGAGAGGUGACUGAAUUCUGAUUUCUAUCUCUGUCCCCUAGAGCUGCUGCUUUACAAUAGUGGAGAUGUUUUUUAUUUCCUUCCUUUUUUGACACUGGAGUUGAGGAUGCAAAUUACAUUGAAUUAUUUAAUAAGUUCAAAGGACAGAAAAUAUAUUAGUCAUAUAUAAAGUGGUGGGCAAAAAUUGUCUUCUAUAGUUUGAAUAUAAGUUUAAUUAAAUUAUUGACUACAUAUAUGCAGAAUUGCCUAUUAGUAUAAGAAGUAUUUUACUUUAUUUUUUCAUGUAUGAUUGUAUAUAUUUUAAAAGCCCACUUAAUAGAUAUAAAAACUGUAAAAGACAUAUUUUUAUAGAGUUGUCAUGGGUUUUGUUAAAUAGAUUUUGAUUCAAAAUUACUGUUGUUAUGAACUGUUGCAUACUCUUUACUAAUUUGGACUGGCUGUGAUACUUGCUAAUACAUAGUCUCUAUAGGCCUACUUUAACUGCAUUCAUCUUAAAAGCGCUUAAAAUUAUGAAAUAUUUAAAGUCAAUUUGUUGAUACCAAAAUGGUACCAAACUUUCUGAAUGCAGACAUGAUUUCCAGUGACCACCUUUAAUCUAGAGUAUCCUGUUUAAGAACUUUGCACAUUCUUUGCAUGGUGUUUUAAGACUACAACAGCCUUUGGACUUAUAUCCUAUUACCUACUAGUAAGUGAAAUACAAACCUUGAAAAUGCACAGAAUUCAAGACUAAAAGCAAAGCCUUGGAUUUAGGUCCCAUUAUUGUUGGAGCUAUAAUUAUGUACCAAUACAGUGUGUAUUCACAAGUAAUUGUUAAUUUAGGUUUUGUCUGCCUUUGUUUUUAUCUUUAAAUUUUUAUUCAAAGUUAUUUUAUAUUAGGUAUAAGUAAUCACACAUUUUCAGGUGACCAAAAUCACAAUUUUCAAGUUUCCUAACAAAGAUUAUGAAAAUGUAAUGAAGAUUUAUGAAAAUAUACAAAGUAGUCUAACAUAUUUUCAAAGCAAACUUCUUAUUAGGCACAGUUUACAUUUUAGAUUUCUAGUGGGUCUGAGGUUAUUAUUGUGCUAGUUUAUACUUGUUAAUUCAUAAGGGAAUGAUCCUAUUUGGGAAGACUUGUGUCCUGUCCUUGAUUAUAUACAGAUAAAGACAUUUUGUGUAAGUGGUUUGCGUUUUGUUGAUCUUUAAAGAUCUUAAUGUGUCUAGCUUUUAUAAUGAUAAUUCCUUGAUUAACUUUCUAUACUUUUAGAAGUGUAUUUGUUAUCACUCAACUACUUUGUUGAAAGUGAAGAUGUGUUAAUUCAUGUAAGAACAAUGUUAAUUGGUAAUUCUGUUAAAAUUAAGAAUAUGGUUUGGGAGAAAAAUGUGGUAAAUGCAACAAUAUAAGUCCUUUUAUGAUUGAAUAUAUAGUUUACAUAUGCAAAACUUAAAUGUUUACACCAGUUUACCUUGAAUGUCACAGAACUUCAUAAAAUAGAAUGGUAGUUUGAUAUUUAAGGUCGACUCAUUACAGUCUGGAAGGAAUUAAUUGACAUUGUGCGCCAAACAGUACAAUACGGAAUAUUCUUACAUAUCAAAUUAUUAAAUAUUUAAAAUGUCAUCAUUCAACUGCUUUUUUUGUAAAGAAAGUUUUAGGAUUAGUCAUUUAAAUAGCCACUGUAAAAAUUACUGUUGGUAUAUGCUCUAUAGAAGACUUAUAAAAUUAUUUAUACUAUAUUGAAAAUCAUUUUAAGAGUCUCCAGAACAUUUUAAAUAAUUAUAGGACCAAAGAAAAAGCACUUUUAU
Messenger RNA from Dipodomys spectabilis (banner-tailed kangaroo rat), 4315 nucleotides. RefSeq names its product solute carrier family 35 member A3 (gene Slc35a3). The coding region runs from base 305 to 1285 and encodes 326 amino acids. Gene Ontology annotation, molecular function: UDP-galactose transmembrane transporter activity. Gene Ontology annotation, biological process: pyrimidine nucleotide-sugar transmembrane transport. The record is from RefSeq and is a predicted model, not a curated record. Gene Ontology annotation, cellular component: Golgi membrane. Lineage: Eukaryota; Metazoa; Chordata; Mammalia; Rodentia; Heteromyidae. The transcript is spliced from 8 exons.